Molecule: messenger RNA, 462 nt
Organism: Linum trigynum
Lineage: Eukaryota; Viridiplantae; Streptophyta; Magnoliopsida; Malpighiales; Linaceae
Source: the annotation of a GenBank genome assembly
AUGGAAGAGAACUAUCAGCUUACUGUACCUUUUUCAGAGCCUGAAAUUUGGAAGGCUAUAUGUUCGUGCGGUUGUGAUAAAGCGCCUAGUCCGGACGGCUUUACGUUGGAUUUCUUCAGGAAAGCUUGGACCAUCAUUAAAGCAGAUAUUAUCAAAGCUUUGGAUGAAUUUCACAUUACAGGUACCCUUCCCAAUUCGGUGGCUCAUUCUUUCUUGUGUCUGAUUCCGAAGAGGGAUGCGGCUGAAGAGGUUGGAGACUUUCGUCCAAUCAGUCUUGUGGGUAGCCUUAAUAAGAUCAUCUCGAAGCUCCUGUUCUUGCGGCUCCAGCCUUUCAUGAGGAGUUUAAUCUAUAGACAGCAGUUUUCGGGUAUUAGAAAACAGCAGAUACAUGAAGCAGGGCUCAUUGCGAACGAAUUGAUUGACAGCAGGUUGAGGACACUUUUUCCCAGGACUUGUCUUUAA